Messenger RNA from Grus americana (Whooping crane), 4431 nucleotides. It is a transcript of the gene RGL1, whose product is annotated as ral guanine nucleotide dissociation stimulator like 1. The coding region runs from base 181 to 2469 and encodes 762 amino acids. Gene Ontology annotation, cellular component: plasma membrane. The transcript is spliced from 19 exons. Gene Ontology annotation, biological process: Ras protein signal transduction; positive regulation of GTPase activity. Gene Ontology annotation, molecular function: guanyl-nucleotide exchange factor activity. NCBI's taxonomy places the organism in Eukaryota, Metazoa, Chordata, Aves, Gruiformes, Gruidae. The record is from RefSeq and is a predicted model, not a curated record.
GGCCGGGCCGAGGCGGGGCCUGGAGCGGCCGCCCGCCCUCCCGCCUCCCGCGCCGCGGAGCCGAGGGGCCGCACGGCUCGGCACGGCCCGGCCCGCGGCGGCGGCGGCCGCUGACAGGGCGGAGCAGCAGCGGCGGCAGCGGCGGUGUGCCCCGUCGAGGCGCCCGGGAAGGCAUCGAGAAUGAAAUUGCUGUGGAAAGCUAAAAUGAGCACAAGUCAAGACUGGGGUGAAGAGGUGGAAGAGGGAGCUGUUUACCAUGUCACCCUGAAAAAAGUGCAGAUUCAGCAGGCUGCCAACAAAGGAGCAAGAUGGCUGGGGGUUGAAGGGGACCAGUUACCUCCAGAACAUACCGUCAGCCAGUAUGAAACGUGCAAGAUCAGGACAAUAAAAGCUGGAACUUUGGAGAAACUUGUGGAGAACCUUCUGACAGCUUUUGGGGAUAAUGAUUUUACCUACAUCAGUAUCUUCCUGUCAACUUACAGGGCCUUUGCUUCUGCUAAGGAAGUACUGGAACUUCUCCUUGACAGGUAUGGAAACCUGGAGACCUCAAGCUGUGAAGAAGUUGGAAGCCAGAAUUCCUCCGAAUCCCAAACAGUACUCAGGACUGCGAUAGCAUCAAUCUUACGGGCCUGGCUCGAUCAGUGCUCUGAGGAUUUCAGAGAGCCGCCCGACUACCCGUGUUUGCUGAAGUUGCUGGAUUACCUGAAGAAGAAUAUACCCGGCUCUGACCCGGAGAAGAGGGCGCAGAACCUCUUGGAGCAGUUCCAGAACCAAGAAGUUGAAAACGAUGAUGGAUUCCAUAUCACUUCCCCCUGUAACCUAUCCGAUGAAGAGGAACUGGAGAUCACCAGUCCAGAUGAAUUCUCCUCUUUCCAAGAAGACCUUGUGGCCGAACAGUUGACGUACAUGGAUGCAAUGCUCUUCAAGAAAGUUGUGCCUUACCACUGCUUGGGAUGCAUCUGGUCUCAAAGAGAUAAGAAAGAAUAUAAGCACCUGGCACCUACCAUCAGAGCCACCAUUGCUCAGUUCAACACAGUUACCAAAUGUGUUGUCAGCACUAUCCUGAAGAGCAAACAACUCAAAGGACAGCAAAGAGCCAAGAUCAUUGAGAAGUGGAUUCAUAUUGCACAUGAAUGUAGGAUCCUGAAGAAUUUUUCCUCCUUGAGGGCCAUCAUUUCAGCACUGCAGUCCAACUCCAUCUAUCGGCUAAAGAAGACCUGGGCGUGUGUUCCAAAGGACAUAGUGCUGAUGUUCGAAGAGCUCUCUGAUAUCUUCUCAGACCAUGACAAUUAUUUGACAAGUAGGGAGCUGCUAAUGAAGGAAGGAACAUCCAAAUUUGCAAAUCUGGACAGCAGUGUGAAAGAAAAUCAGAAAAGGACACAGAGACGACUGCAACUUCAAAAAGAUAUGGGAGUAAUGCAAGGCACGGUUCCUUAUCUUGGGACCUUCCUCACUGAUCUCAUCAUGCUUGACACAGCCCUUCAGGACUAUAUUGAGGGUGGCCUGAUAAAUUUUGAGAAGAGGCGAAGGGAAUUUGAAGUCAUCGCCCAAAUUAAGCUCUUGCAAUCUGCAUGUAACAGCUAUUGCAUGACACCAGACCAAAAAUUCAUCCAGUGGUUCAGAAGACAGGAACAUUUAACUGAGGAGGAGAGUUACGGCCUUUCACGUGAGGCUGAAGCAGCUGCUAACACUAGCACCACAUCGCCAAAAUCUCGGAAAAGCAUGGUGAAGAGGUUCAGCCUGCUGUUUCUGGGCUCCGAGGUGAUCGCCAAUAGCACACCCAUCAAAGAGCAACGCAAACCUACUCCAAGUGGGAGCUCUGGUGAAAGCACGGACUCGGCCAGUGUUUCGUCAUGUGAGCUUAAUCACUCUGAAUCUGAAGAUGCCAGCGUCGCUCCUGUAGGCACUCCCGACGAGUCGCAGAACAAGCUGUCUGAAUCAUCAUCGACCACCUCCUCCACCCACUCCAUAGACACAUCUUCCUCGGGGGUGUCAUCUUUAAUCUCAUCCCGUCCCUUGCUGGCCGCUAACGACGAGUGCUCCGACUCCGUGACACCCGUUACCUCAGAAGCAGUGCCUCCUGUUUACAACCAGCAGAACAAAGAUAAGUGCAUCAUCCGGAUCAGCAUCGAAGAAAACAACGGCAAUAUGUACAAGAGCAUCCUGCUAACUAGCCAAGACAAAACUCCUGCCGUCAUCCAGAGAGCGAUGCUGAAGCACAACCUGGAAUCUGAUGCAGUGGAGGAUUAUGAGCUGGUGCAGGUCAUCUCUGAGGACAAAGAGCUGGUGAUCCCAAGCAACGCCAACGUGUUCUACGCCAUGAACAGCCACGUGAACUUCGAUUUUAUCCUACGGAAAAAAGCCUCGGUCAAAGGGGAAAUGAAAAUGAAGAGCCGUUGCAGCCUGACAUUCCCCAGAACUGCCAAACGGGGGUGUUGGAGCAACAGGCCCAGCAAAAUUACACUGUGACAGUGCCGGGCUGUGGGGAGGAGAGCUGGUUGAGAACUGCAUCUUUGCUACCAUCCAGUAUUACAGAGUCACAGCAGAUGAAUGUAUCAGUAUUCAACUACGAAAAUAUUUGAGGCUGAAAUGCAAUGUGAGCAUUUGGAAGAUCUACAGCCAGAAUUGUGUCUCUCCUUCCUUGUAGCCCUAUACACAAAACCAGACACGGAUUUAUGGGACAGUACGGAGUAGAAUUUGUUUGUUUCUUUGGUUGGUUGGUUGUUUGGUUGUUGUUGUUGUUUUUGUUUUGCACAUUAGCCUAGGAGGGUGAGAGCCCCAAUUAAGAGGGGAAAACAGGACUGCAACAUUUGUCUUAAGACUACCACACAAGCCAACUCUUUUUACAAGAAACCAUUUUCCUUUGUGCCAGUAUUACACAGAAGAACAUCUAAAUUUAUUUUUAUAAAAACUGGAGAAGAAAAGCCUCAAUCCACCUGACCCAAGGAGGAGGUCCCAGCCAGCCUCCAGCUGACCGCUGAGCACUGGUUUGCAGAAGGUGUGGGUGAGCCACGUGCCACAAGCAGUUGCUGCCUCCAGGAGACAUUGGUAUUCAUGGCAACGCAGCGUGGGUACGUCCCCAGCCAGAAGAAACUGCAAGCACGUGCAUUGCUUUCACACUGCUGGCAAACUUUUUUUUGCACUUGUUCCACACCAGAAGAAUUACCUAUUUUGGAUUUUUUUUUUCCCAAAGAACUUUUGAAAGACUUGGACUGCGCUUGCUUUUGGAUGAAUGUCAUAGUUUGUUCAUGAACAAGGCAAAGAAACACUACUUGUCUGGAUUUAGGUCUUGUCUUAACGCCACUCCAGGGUGGUUUUCCUUGUACUCCGCUAACUCAUUGAACAGAAAUCGAUGCCUUUUGCAUGUACUCUGAACUGACUGACGUACCUCUUUGUAAUGUGCAAUCACUCUUCAAGAGCAAAACUUUUAAUUCACAUUUUCUUUCGUGCCAGGCCUACAUGACCUUUUGUUUUAAAAGUGGGCAUUGAGAGGAGAUAGCCAGGUUUUAAGCAUUACCCCAAACCACCAGAGAUUUUAUAUCCUACAUAAUCUACAGGCACCUCCCUUGCUCUAUAUCUACGUCUAUCAAAUGAAUUUCCUGACAUGGUACAUCCUUUCAGCUGGAACAAAGCAUUCAGCUGGAAUAAUUAUAUAAUUAUCUGUUCUGUGAAACUUCAAAGAAUGUACUUCUUGAGUCUCUUCCCAGAACACAAGGCUUCCUUGAAAGGACAGUUAGAGGGGUUUUUUUAGUUAAAAAAGCCAUAAAUAAGACAUUGGAUUGUAAGCACCCUUCCUGAACAGGCUGUCUUUGAGAUACAUUAGUAUUAGUGAAAAUGAACUCGAAUACUGAAUUUUUCACCGUGCCUGAGCCUUUUUUUCCCCCCCAGUUCUGUAGCACUAAUUUUCAAAACUGGGCUCAGGUUACAUUAAUGAUUUUUAAGUGUUAAAUUCACAUUGCAAAUAACGUUGGGUUUUAUUACGUUUUACACUACGUGAAGAUUUAUCACCUCUGUUUACAAGUAGCACCAUGCAGGUCCUAGUCUGAAUAGUUUAAGUACUCUUAAGUGUAGUUUUGUUAAGAGGGGGAAGGGGGUGAGUUUGUUUGUGAGCCUUAACUUUUGCCUGGAGUUCGAACUUGUUGUUACGUGUUGUAAUCCUGUUACUUACAAGUUGUUACUUGUUGUAAUCCUGUUACUUACAAGUUGUUACUUGUUGUAAUCCUGCCCUGUUUUUCUUUCUUUGCAUUUCAGUGUUGUUACGGUAUCAUUAGUAAUGUUCAGUAUUGCUCAGAGGAUGUAUGUCUGUGUUAAGUUGAAAGGUUGAAUGUUCUUGAUUUUAAAAUUACACUUUCCAAAAGGUUAUAUAUGAAAAAGUUUUGUUUAAUUGCUUACCUGUAAUCUUUAUACAAUAAGUAUAUAAACUUUUUUCCA